AUGAGAGAUAAGUUAAGCAAUGACACUGAUUGGUUGGACCUCAAGGAAGACCAUGUGAUGCUGUUGAGGCGAGGCAAUUACAGGAGGCGGUUUGAAGCUCAAGCUGACCAAGUAUUCAAAAUCCUUGGCAUCAAUGUGGUGCAUGUCUAUGCGACCAAAACAAUGGGGUACCUCGAUCUGUACAAUCCGGAGGACAAUCCGGACGAUACCAAGGCACUCCAAGAAAAGUUCAAGAAAGAAGUUCUGGAAACAUUUAAAGCAAGUGCAUUUUUCUACAACUGCGACAGGUCUCGCUUCCAAAGCAUGUUGGACAAGGCGAACCAGACCUACGCCAUGGAAUUCAAGGACUAUGAUCAGAGAAACAAUAUCUCACUACGAUUGACCAGGUCGCAAAAGCGCUGA
This is a messenger RNA of Cylindrotheca closterium, 402 nucleotides long. The record is from the annotation of a GenBank genome assembly. Lineage: Eukaryota; Bacillariophyta; Bacillariophyceae; Bacillariales; Bacillariaceae.